Messenger RNA from Adineta steineri, 1014 nucleotides. NCBI's taxonomy places the organism in Eukaryota, Metazoa, Rotifera, Eurotatoria, Adinetida, Adinetidae. The record is from the annotation of a GenBank genome assembly.
AUGAUGUGGAUGAUUAUUUUUCUUCUACCAAUUUUAAUACGAUGUCAAAAUACAGAUGAUUUAGUUGAUAAACUUCGUCAUUUCGAAUCAUUUAUUGAACUUCAAGGAGGAUAUUUUGAAAUGGGUAUAAACGAUGUCAAUGGAAUUAAUAUGGAAUAUCCGGCUAAAAAAGCAUAUGUUCAACCAUUUAGAAUUUAUCAAUAUCCGGUAACUGUUGCCGCUUUUCGUCGAUAUACUCAAGAUAAGACACGUUAUCGAACUCAAGCAGAGGUUAAUGGGUUCAGUUUUGUUUUUGAAAAUUCAACUAAUAAAGCUAUUGUUAAUAUUGCUACUGAGGACGAAGGUUUUGUUGCUAUUCAAAAUAUUCGAUGGAAUCGACCUGAAGGUGAAAUAACUGAUAUAAAUGAUCGUUUAUCUUAUCCAGUAGUUCAUGUAUCACGGAAUGAUGCUCAAGCAUAUUGUACUUGGAAAGGUAUGAGACUUCCAACAGAAAUUGAAUGGGAAUAUGCAGCACGUGGCGGACUUUAUUUAACAACUUAUCCAUGGGGUGAUUCUUGGGAAUUAAAACGAGCUAAUCUAUGGCAAGGAAAAUUUCCAUAUGAAAAUCAAUUAAGAGAUGGAUUUUAUCGUCUAUCAUCAGUUGAUGCUUUUCCUGCACAAAAUAAUUAUGAAAUUUAUGAUAUGCUUGGAAAUACUUGGGAAUGGACAAUGACUAAAUAUCAAGAUGAUAAUAGUGAAAAUGCUAUUUCUGAAAAAUAUACAGUUAAAGGUGGUUCAUUUGUUGAUACACGUGAUGGUGAUACUAAAACUGAUCAUAUUCAAGUUAGAACAAGUGCAAGAAAAGGUUUUCCUCCUAAUUAUACUGCAGAAAAUUUGUCAUUUCGUUGUGCACAAUCAAUGAAUGACGAGACAGAAUUCGAUAAUGAUUAUCGUGUUGUUCGUCUUCGUCCACCAAUUCGUCAUACUUCGGAUGUAUCUCAUAAAUAUAAAAAUGAUGAUAAAGAUGAACUUUAA